AUGCCCGCCACCAAAACGUGAAUCACAAAAUCAUCAGUGCGCAUCAAACGAGCACCGAGGCGACAUGGGUCAACCAAUCCAGGCAUCGCCGCGUUUGUGCUGCGCCUGUCGAACGAGCAAUCGACCACGCCCCCAGACUGGCCCGAACUGCUGCUACCGAUCGUUCAAGCGGGCUGGACGUGGCCCCGAACGGAUCUGCAGCACUGGAUCGUGCCGCUCAACCGAUUUGACCAGGUCCUUGAGAAGCUCGUCGCCGACUACCGCCUCGACUCGAUGGAGCACCCGCAGCUCAAGCCGUUCGACGGCCCGACCAGGAAGAUUGUGCUCGCCAUCCUCGCCUUUAUCAAGGUGUUGCUAGAGAACUCGACCAAUCGCAAGAUCUUUUCGAGCUUUGAUGUGAGUCAAUCGCACCACAGUUUUGGCGCUGCCUCUCGACGCGCUCCUGCCCGAGCUAACGUCUUCCUCGUCUCGCAGCGCCUCAAUGACCUGCUGCACACGACCGACCUUGAAGUCUUGCUUGCCACACUGCGACUCGCUUUGAGACCCGCCCAGCAGUUCUCGAGCACGAACACGGGCAUGACCUCGUUCGCCAUCUCUGAGAAGCGGCUGCUCAACCUCGCCCAGGGGUGGGGCACGCGCGAGUACGCCCUGGAGAUGGUCGAUCUAGCAGCAGACGACGUCGAGAUCCCACCCGAACUCGACGAGGUCGAGUGGCAGUUCUACAAGAAGGCCUUGGCGACCGCGCCGCUUCCAUCCAGUCUGUCGCCCUCGACGCCAGCGACCGGGGUCUUGCGCAAGGACGUCGACGACAAGGGCAAGGGCAAGGAGUCUAAAUCGAGCGAUACGAUGGACGUCGAGGAUGAUCGUCGACCUGGCACUUCUGCGGGUCCGUCCUCGAACGUUCACUCGACUCCUGCCCCCAAGCGCCAGUCUUCCUUCCAUAACUCGCUCCUGUCAACGCCCCUGCCCUCGACGCCGGGCCAGGGCCCAUCAUCUUCGAACGCGCCAUCUCUUCAAGAAGGUCUAACCUCGAUUCAUCUCGGCAAUGUGCGCUUGUCCAAAAAGUCCGCAGUCGAACUGCUCGUCGAGGCGUGCGAAAAGUACGGCGUCCCCGAUUCAAGCCGGCUCGAACUGCUGCAAAAAAUUCGCAUCGCCCAAUCGAUGCGAUCGACGACCGAGCGGAGGACGUUGUUGCUCAUUCGCUUGCUCGCGAUGACGAUCUUUGCGCACACCACGACCGAAGCUCAUAUGCAGACUCGCCUGUUCCUCUACGAACCCGACCUCAUCGCGCACCUAGCCGAACUUGUGCACCCGGACCGAGCGGUCCCGAUCGAGAUCCAGGCUGCCUCGUUCUACGCGCUCGAGGCCCUAGCCCACUUCAAGACCAAGCUCGGCGAAGUCGCCAGCGCGCUCAACGCCAGCGUCAGCCACGGUAUUCUGUUGCACGUGUUCCGACGCACCGUGUCCGACUUUGACAGCGACAAUGCCGUGACGACACACGAGUUCGUCGAUUCGCUCUUCACGCUGCUCGUCUUUUUCCAGACGAACGCUUUCGUCGGCAACCAGAUCGUCGCGGCGGGGAUUGUACCGAUGCUCGUGGACCUCAUCAAGAACACGCGCAGAGAUCGCUUUUGGAUCGUCACCAAGGCCGUGUUGUUCCUCGACAGCCUCAUGUACGGCUACCAGAGCGCCUUCACGCUCUUUAUCUCCAGCGGCGGUUUGCCCAUCUUCGUGGACCGCAUCAAGCAAGAGAUCGAUCGAUGUCUUGAAGAGCAUCGUGGCAAGACGGUCGCCGAGGAGGAUGCCCUUCCUAUUGGAACGCUCUCCUUCGACGAAGCGUCGCUGCUCAAGGGUUUGCUGCGAUCUAUUCAGCGCCUGAUACAGACUUCGGGCAUGACCGAGGGUCUGCGCAACUUAAUCGACACUUCUUUGCUGGCUGCGGUCAAGACGAUCCUGCAGAACCGGCCCAUUUUCGGAGCGCAGGUCUUUGCACUCGCCAUCAACAUCACCGCGACAUUCGUGCACAACGAGCCGACAUGUCUCGCGACCAUCCAGGAGGCCAAAGUUCCAGAAGCUUUAUACGACGCGAUUGGGGAGUCGAUCCCGGCCUCGAUCGAUGUUCUGCAGGCCAUCCCCAACGCCGUCGGCGCCUUGUGCCUCAACGCAGCAGGUCUGGCCCUGUUCAACGAGCGCCCCAUCAUCGCCAAGUACUUCAGCAUCUUCACGAGCGAACGCCAUGUUCGAGCAUUGACGGAAAGGGACAACGGGAACUUGCUCGGCACCUCAAUUGACGAGCUGAUCCGUCAUCAUCCUACGCUCAAGGACAAGGUGUUUGAGUCGAUCAUGCAGUCGCUCAAGGACAUUCGCGACAACGCGCGAUCCUACAAGCCCGACUCACCUGAUGGCUAUCUCUUGCAAGUCGUGCGCGGGGAAGCCGCCGCUUCGACUUCGACUUGGGCUGCAGAAGGUCCGCCGUUGACAUCUGCGGCCGCAGCCCCGCCAGUCACCGCCAUCGCCACCACCUCGACAACGGGCGACGUCGAGAUGCAAGACGCGACUGCGGCCAAACCAACCCUGCCCCCGUCCGAGGGCAAGGACAAUGCUCACUUGCAAGCGAUUGAUGCGUUUGGGAGGGUAAGUCACAGCAGUGGACACAUGUCGAGACGGAGAUCGAGUACAAACUUGAGGCUGACCCCUGAUCGAGAUGACGAUGCUUGCAGUUCCUCGAAGGCUUAUUCCAGCACAUGGCGCACGGCAAAGACUUUGCUCAACACGAGCCGUACGACCUCCUGCUCGAUCUCCUCGGUCUACCGUGCAUGCCGAGCUACGCCCCUGGUACAGGCGCUUUCAGUUCCAUCUCUGCCAUUUUCCGCAUGUUGUCCGAGUUUAAGGGCGUCGAAGCUGUCUCGGCCAUCCUCAAGAAGACCAAGGCGUGCCUUGAACAGACCGAGUGGCUCACGUCCACAUAUUCCGGUGAUAGCAAGCUCAGCUCGAUGAUCUCGCCGAGUGAGUUCGAGCCGAUUUCAUCUUGUCAUUCGAUGCACGUAACUGACUAGGGUUCGGUGUGGGCUUUUCUUCGACAGCCGACACCACGAUUGAUGCCGAGAAUGAGCGAUUCCGCCAGCUCUGCACCUUGCUCUCGCAUAUCACGCUUCUCUCAGAUACGUACAACUCGCUCUCGUACACGCAUGGACGGCUCGCUACGUCGAUGCUCUCCGUCUUUACCACACAGGAGAAUGCCAUCGUGCUUAAGCAGCUCUCGGUCGUCCUCGCGGCGACACAGCGCGAAGGGUGGUAUUUGCAGGGCGUGCUGCCUGAGGCGACGGACCCAGACCAUGCCGUUCGCCAGACACUACACAAGGCGCCGAUCGUGACGCCUCCAGUCGGGCAGUCGGGCACCGAACAAGCAUCGCAAGCAGCUGCCACGCCAACGUUUGAUCCUCCUGUACUGGCAACGCCUACGGCGACCGCGUCACCGUCCAACGCACCCAACGUGCGCGCUCUUAAGGAAGUCAUUCUCGCGGUGCCUCAAAGCGUGCAGGUGACCCUUCAGUGCAUUAUCAAGCUGCUUGUUCAUCGAAGAAGUAACGAUACAGCCCAUCGAGCCGCGUCCAAGCACGUCGCCACGACCAUCGCGCACAAUUUGGCCGACCUGUUGCAAUGGCCCGGCUCGAGUGCCUUGUCGAGCGACAUCGCCUACGCGACCAACCUAUUCCGUGAUGUUUCCGCAUUCCUCUUCGAUCGUAAGUAUGAAGGCAUCAGCGCAUUGCUAGAUUACUCUACGUGCAGACUGACUCGAGUUGCCGCGCCGAUAUUUUUGCAGCUGAUCGCCCCGUCCAGUCGGGCUUACAAACGCUCUUGGCUGCGACCUUCGUCAAAGUAGGCGGACUCGACGCCUAUCUUUCCCUGUUCGACAAGCUCCAGGACGUCGUCUCCGAAGACGCCAGCGGCGGGUUCGGGGAUUUGCUCACAACGUUUGGCGCGCUCAAGAUCGCUCUCGAGACGUUGAACCGCCUCACCUCGCACCGCAUGAUCCUCGAGUCGUCGCAAACGGCCCAACUGCUCACCCGAGAACGCGAUCGAUCCAGCCCUGACUACUUCGACCCCCACGCCUUCCUCGUGCAGUUGCGUGCGACCAUCCUGCCUCACAUCCUGCAGGUGUGGAACAAGCCGUGGCUUCGUCGGUGCCCGCCGAAUGUCGUUCGCAGCAUCGUCGGCACGCUCGUGGGCAUUCUUAAGGCCCAAGGCGAGACCGCCGCUGAUCCUGCCAGCACCGGUCAGACCCCACUUGGCCGUGUCAACGACACCGAGGAUCGGGAUCGAGCAAGCGCUGCACUGGAUCGGCUCAGCGUGCUCGGUGGCUUGCUCAAUCGCGACCGCGCCGCCGCCGCCGCACAACAAGGUCCGCCCGCCGUAGAUCAGACACGAGUCGCGCAGCUCGUCGACAUGGGGUUCCCUCGAUCGGCGGUCGAGCUCGCUCUGCAACGGUGUCGCAACAACGUCGGGUUCGCAACAGAGUACCUCCUUCAGCACCCCGAUCUUGUCGGUGCCGCUCGAGCUCGCGAAGCAGCCGAACCUCAGGCAGCCGCCAACGAAGCCGAAGAUCCUGCCAACCCCCCUGCGAAUCAGGCCCAAGCCCAAGACGGUGACGCCGCAGGCCCCAAUGCGCCGGCACCGGAAGCGGGCGACCCACCUGCUCCGGGGGCCGCUAAUGGCGACGUCGAGCUCGAAAUUGACAUCGUCGUUGGCGAAGAUGCGUCUAUGGACGAGAUCGUCGCUGCCGUCGAGCAAGAACUUGCGACCACCCCUGUCGUCCCUCCCCCAACGACCGAGAUGAUUGAGACGCGUUCGCGUGAGCAGAUCGACGAAGAGAACAAGGCGACUCAGGCUAAACUCGACGAGAUGCGGAAUCAGUUGAAGCCCGAGUUUUUGGCGAAGGCUCUGGUGCUCGCCGAGGACUUUGGAGAUCUCGUCUUCGAUAUAAAGAGCGCGCUCACCCUCCUCGAGACUGGGCCUAUUAGCCUAAAGCCGUUGCUCGAAGGCCUCGAAGGUGUCACUUUCGCCGCUGAGGACAACGACGUGCGAAAGGCGCAGGACAACGCCGCUGCGGUACGGUGGCGCGUCAUUGCUCUCGUACUUGUCGAUCAGUCGCUUCGCCAGAUCAUUGACCCGAACGUCGACACCAUUGUUGCGGCCUCGGCGAGCUUCCAGCGCGAGUACGUGCUUCGCUCCACGGAUAAGGACUCGCGUCCCAAGUGGCUCGCCUCCGUCAUGCUAGUCGCCGAUUCCGUCUUCUCGAUCGGGGAGGCCGUUAUUCGAACAACGGUGGCUCCCCCUGGCGAGGAGUCUUCCGUUCCGACGCUCACGACACUGGGAUCGAACUGGGCCACAGAACGGAGCGCAUGGCUCGACUUGGCGAUGGACGUGCUCAAGAAGGGCAUCUCAGAUCGCGAAACGUUCGUGUCGACGGUGCGCCUGUUGAUGGUGCUCACUCGCGAUCAUGGCCAUGCCGCUCGUUUCGUCGCCGAGCAGGGUCUCGAGCCCUUGUUGGCCGCGUUCGCCGUCGAGAGACCCGAGACAGCUGCUUGUCGCGCUUACGUGACAAUCAUUCUGAGGCACGUCGUCGAGGACGCAUCGAUCCUCCUGCCGAUCAUGGAGUCCGAGAUCAAUGCGUGGUUCUCUUCCUCGCGAUCCAAGAACGUCGAGCUGGCCAUCUUCUUGCGCGGCUUGACGACGAUUGCGUUCCGCAAUGUGACAACCUUCCUCGAAGCGGUCAAGACGACGUGCAAGCUCAUACCAAGAGUCGAUAGCUCACACGGCUACCUGAUUGGUCUGCAAAAUGAGCCGCAGUCUAGCUCUACGAGAUCCGCCGAAGCAGACAUCCGCUCGCCGAUCGUAGACCGGGACGGCGCCGGGCCCGCUGAGAUGUCAACUGACGAGGCGGUGCGAACGACGUCCAAGACGCCCUCUAAGCUCUCUGGAUCGAUGCAAUUGCCGCCCAAGAGCGUCCCCGCGCACGUCGAGGCGCUGAUGCAAACCAUUUUGACCACCGCCAUCGAUGCGACCAAGGGCGCGCUUGUGCCAAUUCCCGUCCCCGCAGCCGAGGUUGCCGUACCGGUCGCAGAUCUUAAGACGACUGAUGCGGCGACUGCAGCCGAUACCGAUGCUGCUCUUGCAUCGGCACCGACAGCCGCUGCCGACGCCGUCAAGAAAGACGCCAAGGAUGCCCACAUACCCGCCGACUUGCCUCUCGGCGACUACUACCAAGGCACCUACGCGCUGUCGGCCCUGGCUGAGCUGGUCGCUGCGUACCCCGUAUGUAAGACAAGUUUGCUGUCGUUCUCGAGUCGUCGUCCCAGGGAUCCGAGCUCGACUGGCCCCGUCAAACCGAAGCUAUCGUUCUUGCACUUCAUCCUGAACGAUCUGCUUCCUGUGGGAUCGAUCAGCACACCCUCGGACUUUGAGUCGCGCCGUCGGACCGCCGUCUCCAACGUUGCUGCGAUCGUUGUCGUCGCGUUGUGUCACGAUCCCACACCGUCUUCGAUCGGUGCCCCCUCGGCGGACGCUUACGUGCUCGAACUUACGAACGCGCGCAAAAGCGUGCUCGACUCGAUCGCCAGAGCCUUCCGGGACGCGACAUCGUCCAGCGAGCCGAUGGAUAUUCGUUACGGCCGGUUGCUCAUGCUCUCCGAGCUUUGCCAUCGCCUGCUGUCGAGUCGACCGUUCACUUCCGUCAACAAGGGUUCGGACGAGACGUCGAUGCAGAUUGCCAAAAUGAUGCUCGAAAAGAACUUUGCAGGCAUCCUCACCAACGCGCUUGCCGAAGUCGAUCUUAAUUUCCCUUCCGUCAACAACCUCAUCAAUUCGAUCCUGCGCCCCCUCGAGCAAUUGACCAAGGUUGUGACCAAAGUCGGGCGUCGCCCGGGGGCCACCGGAGGUGGCUCGCUGGUCGGCGGGGCUCGUCGCAGCGGUGCCGACAUCGAUGACUCGACAGGCAUGGAGGAGUACAUCGACGAAGACGAUAUCGAGGAAGUCAUCGAGGUCGGAAGUGAUGAGGAGGAGGACCAAGAGCCACCUGACCUGUACCGCAACUCGGCGCUGGGAAUGUACGAAGGCGAGCUCGAGCCUGGCAACAACGAGGACGCCUACAUGACGGGCGAAUCCGAAGACUACGAUGAUGAGGACGACAUGAUGGACGAGAUGGACGAUGGAGCCCUGCCGGGCAGCGACGUGUCCGACAUCUCGGACGACGAGGAUGAAGACGCGAUCGACGAGGCCGAAACCAUGGCCGACGAGAUGGAAAUGCGAGACGAGAUGGACGAUGACGACGACGAUUCCGACUCCGACGAUGAAGACCGCGAUGACGAUGAUGACGACUCGGAUCUCGACGACGACGAUGCCCUGAUCCACGAUGACCUACUAGGCCCCGGCUCGGGAGAUGAGGACGAAGAUGAGGACGACGAAGGCAUCGAUGAAAUCAUCGAGGAAGGCGGAAUUGACGGCGAUGACGACGGCUGGGUCGACGAAGACGAAGGGGAUCUUGUCAUCAAUGACGAUGGGGACCUGGCCGACAUCGAGGCUGGUUUUGUCGAUCAUGAGGGUACGCCUAUCCGCGCCGCUGCCGCCGAGGACGAUGACGAAGAAGGGGACAGCGAGGAUCCCGACUCGUACACCGAUGAGGAGGAACAUUACAUUGCGGGAGAGUUGGAGUUUGAAGCUGAGAUGACGGAUCAACUACACGCUGCGCAGGGCGGUGGAGGCGCACUCAAUUGGGGACAGUUGGCAGGAGACACUGGUCGCCGAGCACGGACUGGUUAGUCCUUGUUCCGCCUCUGAUUAUGCUUGGACUUAUUUGACAUCCGUUAUUGUUUUUUGCAGACAUGGUCGCGGAUGCGGACGUUUUCGGUAACCCUCGCCGCAACCACCCGAGCACCCAGGCGGCGGCAGCGCACCCUCUUCUGGUCGAAACCCCCGCGAGUGACGGUGGAGCGGACUCGUUGGUAUCGCGCCGCGAUCGAGGAGCCGGCGCCCGUGGUACACCAGAGUACGAAGCAUGGGCCAACAACAUUGAACGUAUGCUCGGACCCGGUGGCGUCGACACGCUGCAUCAACUGCUUGGCCAGCACGGGCUCGCCCAUCUAUCCGGUCCCGACCAGCUCCGCGUCGGCAUUGCUCCAGGACCCGACGGUGGGCUCGCGAUGGUGAUCGAUCCCACGCCUUUGCCACACGCACAGGGCGGAGAAGCUCAAGGCGCCGCGCGAACCUAUCGUUCAAGUACGACACCCACAGGCGCGCCGCCAUCAUCUCGCUCGGUGGCCCGACAAUUGGCCGAGCGACUGGGCGCCACUUCUGAAUUCUUUCCUGUUCAGACGGCGCAAAGAUGGCAUGACGAGAGCAAGAUCAUCCAAGGUGCGUUGAGCCUCUGUUUUUGUGAAGGCAUCUUCUCCAUUUGAACUGACAAUGUGCAUUCUCAUCCUUGCGACAGGUGCUAUGACCACGGUGGAACGCAGCAGUCGGCUGACCCAGCAUGUGAUCAACGCCCUGAUUGCGCCAGCUCGUGAGCUCGCGCAAAAUGAGGAGGCGACUGAACGUCGCGCAAAGGAGAACACAGACGAUCGCGUAGACGUCUCGGGCGAAGUAGCGUCUGAGGGUCAAGAGGAUGGGGAGCAGGUUGACGGAGCCGAAGAGGGGGACGACCACCCAGUCCCCGAGCCGAUGGACGUGGAAAACCCCUCUGCUCAAGCCGCGCCAGCAGUCACGGUAACAACUGCCGCCCCACCGACUGCAGCUGCGGCACCACUUCCUUCGGACGACGUCCAAGCGGUGAUGGCGCUUGCUCGGUCUCUAGCUGCGGGACUUGCCGUCCCUUCGUCUGAUGCGGCCGGCAACACUUCAUCGACGGCUCCACCUUCAAGCUCAGUGGAAUCAUCGGCCCCCGCCAUGGCCGGGGGCCCGGCGCCGACACCUAUGGACGAAGAGCCUGCUCUAGCUUCGCCCGAGGCGUUUUCAUCAACCAAUGAGCCCAGUGCCGCCGCACCGGCUGAGGCAAGUGGUUCAAGCAACACUGGACCCACUGCUACUACUUUGACUGGCGCCGGCGACGAGGCUGCAGCAGCCCCAGCUGAGCGCGUGGUCAUCCAGGUCCGCGGGCGAGCCGUUGACAUCACAGACACGGGAAUUGAUCCAACCUUCCUCGAGGCUUUGCCGGAUGACAUGAGGGAGGAGGUUCUCAACCAGCACUUCCGAGAAGCUCGAUCGACGGGACCACCACCGCCCGUCGUACCCGUCGAAUCCAACAUCGACACGACCUUCCUCGACGCUCUUCCCCCAGAGAUUCGGGCAGAGGUGUUGCAGCAGGAGGCGGCGCAGGCUCGUCGCGAACGCGCUCGCGACGGCGCCGCCGCAGGGGGCGCUCAAGCUGGCGUGCGUCCCGAACGUACAGACCCCGGACUCGAACAACGCGAGCGAGAAGCCGAUCUUCUUUUCGGCCCAGGUGGCUUGCCUGAUAUCGUGGCUCAAGUGCGAGGAGCGGCACCGCAGCGGGCUCGCGCCCGGGGUCAGGGAGGCAUCGCUCGGCAGUUUAUUUCGGCGCUAGAUGCCGCCGCAGCGGCCGCCACUGGCACGCCUGUCGCAGGCUCAUCGGCCGCCAAGAAGGCUCCUGCUCAUCGAGAGGCGAUCCAACUGCUCGACAAGGCCGGGCUUGCGACCCUCGUGCGGUUGCUCUUCUUCCCUCAACCUCUGCGUCGCAACUCUCUGCAAAAGGUUCUCGUGAACUUGUGUGAAAAUUCGCGCACCCGUACUGAGUUGAUCACUCUUCUGUUGACCAUCUUGCAAGACGGAACCCGUGAUGUCUCUGCCGUAGACAAGAGCUUUUCCCAAAUGUCUCUGCGCGCAAGCAAGUCGUUGACGACAUCCAAGGAUACGCCGCGACGACGGGCCGGACUCGACACGCCUGGAGGAACGCUACCUCACUUUCCCGGCGAGAGCGUGCCCAACCUGAUCGCGCAGCGUUGUCUCGAGGCAUUGAUGUAUCUCGUCGCUGCAAGCGAACAAGCUUCUUUGUUCUUCCUCACCGAACAAGAGCUGCGGCGCAGCUGGAAGAAGGGCAAAGGCAAGGAAAAGGUAAGCAGCCUUUUGGUCUUCUGCGCUUUCCCAUCGCUUGGUAUCUGGCCCGAACUCUGACACUUCAUUCCUGCGUUUCUUUGCACGCAUCUAGGCCGCGCCCCACACCACCUAUCCGAUCAUCGUUCUGCUUGGCCUUCUGGAUCGCCCCGCGUUGCUCAAGACGCAGAGCAUGAUGGACUACCUGACGAACUUGACGGCGACUAUCACUCGUUCGCUUUCGGCGCUACAGAAAAAGAAUUCCAAGGCAUCACUUGGGCCCGAAGCGACGGUUGCUUCGACCGAGUCCACUGGAGAUGUUAGCGCUUCUGCUGCGGCGGUGACGACUACAGCGACCACGAGCGAAGCGGCCCAACCGCAGGAAGGUCUCGGCGCGACGGGGGCAUCUUCCGGCGGCGAACCUGCAUCGGCGAGUGACAAUGCCGCACCCAAGGACGCGAAGGAUGUCUCGCCCGCGGAUGCCCUGGUCAAGAGUCCGCCACAAAUCCCGGCCUCGGUGUUGCGCUUGGUGGUGAACGUCCUCGACGCCGGCGAAUGCUCGAGCAAGACGUUUCAACAAACGCUCAUCCUGAUUCAACACUUGUCGUACCUGCCCGAGGCGCGCGAGAUCAUCUCGGAUGAGUUGAGGAGCCGCGCGCAAGCCCUCGCCGACUCGAUACUGCCCGACCUCGACGAGCUAUUGCAAACGAUACAAGGAUCGGAUCAGGUCCGCGGCGCGACGCUGGCCAAGUUCUCGCCGGCCUCGGCUUCCCAAGCCAAACUGUUGCGCAUUCUUAAGACGAUCGAUUGGGUCAAUGGGCCGCAGAAAAAGUCACCUGCGGCUUCGGAAGAUCCGACGACGGGCAAGAAGAAGCUCACGGUUGAGGAGGAGAAGGUCAAGGAGAUCUUCCACGAGUUCCGCUUCGAUGGGCUUUGGAGCCGCCUCAGCGAGUCCCUAUUGGCCGUCGAGGCCCGACCCGAGUUGCUCUACCUUGCCACCGUUCUGCUGCCGCUGAUCGAGUCACUGUGAGUUUGGCUUUCGUCCAUCGGAACGUGUCUGAGAUACUGAAGUUAUCAUUGUCAAUGAAUUGUCACACCUCGUAGUAUGGUCGUCAGCAAGUAUGCAUUCGUUGGCUCGUCCACCAAAGCCGACGAGGGAAUGCCACUGGCUUCGCCUCAAAUCGCACUUUCACCAACACUGCAAUCCCCGCUGGAGGACAAGACGAUGGGAAACAUCUUCCUCAGGUUCACCGACGCUCAUCGCAAGAUCUUGAACACGAUGGUCAAGAACAAUCCUUCGCUGCUGUCAGGUAGCUUUUCGAUCCUCAUCCACAACCCCAAGGUUCUCGAGUUCGAGAACAAGCGAGCAUACUUCUUCUCAGUGCGUCCUUGAUGUUGCGGCCAAAGCUUGACCUGUUUUCGUCUUGCUGACCCCUCUUUUGACUGAUAAUACCCACAGCGAUUGCAUGAUCGGAGUCAACGACGUGGACAACACUAUGGCAACUUGGCCGUCAACGUGAGACGGUCCCAUGUGUAAGUUUUAAGUAUUUUAGCGCGCCGGACUUGCCUCAGCUUGACAGUCAUUGACGAUUUCUGCUACCUUCAGGUUCGAGGAUUCGUUCCGAGUGUUCGAGCGUCACACCGGUGAUGAGAUCAAGUUCGGAAAACUGAACGUCAAGUUCUACAACGAAGAGGGUGUCGAUGCCGGAGGUGUGACGAGGUCUGUAUCCCCCCUUUUGGUGUGGGGCUCAUUUGAUCAUUGGACCCUCGAUUGACUGUUCUUCUUUGAUUGUGAUGCUGCAGGGAAUGGUUCUCGGCCCUUGCUCGACAAAUGUUCAACCCUGGCUAUGCCCUUUUCCAACCUCAAGCGGCGGAUUCUUUGACUUACCAGCCCAACAAAGUGAGUUCGUGCCUUGUGAACCUUCCAAGGAGUUAUACUGAGACCAGACUGUUCAUUCUCAUAGUCCUCGAGCAUCAACGAACUUCAUUUGGCCUUCUUCAAGUUCGUGGGUCACAUUAUCGGAAAGGCACUCCACGAUCAAAGGGUUCUCGAGGCGUACUUCUCUCGAUCCGUUUACAAACACAUGCUCGGCAAGCGUAUCGACCACAAUGACCUAGAAUCGAUCGAUCCCGAGUACCACAAGUCGCUUGUGUGGAUGCUCGAGAAUGACAUUGACGGCGUCAUCGAUUUGACUUUCUCGAUCGAGAGCGACGACUUCGGCGUGACGAGCGUCGUCGAUCUCCUGCCAAAUGGGCGCAACAUCCCCGUGACCAACGCCAACAAACACGAGUAUGUACGUCUGAUUGCGGAUCAGCGGCUGUCUAUCGAAAUCAAGGAUCAGAUCGACGUGAGUCAGGCAAUCUUAGUUUACGCCGUCCGAAAUUGCCGCCGAGGCGCUGACAUCAGACUUGCCAUUUCUCGAUCAGGCCUUGCUCAAGGGUCUUUACGAGAUCGUUCCUAAGGAUCUAAUGCGCAUCUUCUCCGAGCGCGAACUCGAACUGCUCAUCUCCGGCUUGCCCGAGAUCGACGUCGACGAGUGGCGCGCCAACACGAACCUGGUCAACUUCACAUCGACCGACCCCGUUAUUGGGUACUUCUGGCGUGCCGUUCGCUCCUUCUCGCACGAGGAGCGUGCCAAGGUCAGCUCUUGAAUUUCGGAACUCCUUAUUGGCGGACUCGCGUGCGAGAGAUUGACUUCCUCGUCUGUUGUCACCACAGCUCCUUCAAUUCGUUUCGGGAUCGUCUCGAGUUCCCCUCGAAGGAUUCGCCUCGCUCCAAGGCAUGUCCGGGGUGACGAAGUUCUCAAUCCACUCAGCCGGUGCUUCCAAGGCGCUGCCAACGGCACACACGUGCUUUAACCGUGAGUUGUGUCGAAUCACACUGGGUGGACAAAGCGUUAAUCCUCUCCACCCCGUCCCGAAAACAGAGCUUGAUCUGCCCACGAGCUAUCAAUCGUACGAAGAGCUUCGCAAAGCGUUGCUGACGUCCAUCACGGAGGGCGCUGGCUCUUUUGGAUUCGGUAUGUUCUUUCGGAUGCUCCUGCCUACUGUUUGUUUGUGACCUACCGACUGACCGACACUUCUCUUUACUCCGCGCAGCCUAA
Messenger RNA from Microbotryum saponariae, 13205 nucleotides. NCBI's taxonomy places the organism in Eukaryota, Fungi, Basidiomycota, Microbotryomycetes, Microbotryales, Microbotryaceae. The record is from the annotation of a GenBank genome assembly.